This is a messenger RNA of Castor canadensis (American beaver), 1804 nucleotides long. NCBI's taxonomy places the organism in Eukaryota, Metazoa, Chordata, Mammalia, Rodentia, Castoridae. The record is from RefSeq and is a predicted model, not a curated record.
GGUGAGUGUGGCCCGGUUCAGCGGCCCGCGCGCCCGGGUCUGUCUCCCGCCUCCGUCCGCGCCGCAUCUCCGCGCAGAGCCGGGUGUCCGCGACAGUGCGGGCGGGGAUGAAGCCGUGUGGUUGUCUUUCAGGCGUCUCCAUUUGCUCCCAAGCCGAGUCGGGGCUUUCUGGAUAAUCUGGGACGCGGUUUGGACCAGCCAGGGACCGAGUCUGGCCCAUGCUGAGGACCUGCCUUGGCAAGGACACCUAGGAGACAGGGCUGGAAGGAUGAGGAGCUGUUGUCCUGGAGUUGUAAGCUGCGAGCUUGUUCUGUAGAGGUCUCAAGAACAAGGAGGUAACAUCAGCUCCAAAGCAUCAAGAUAGUGGCCUGCUUGGGAUAUCCAUCUAUCUUGUGUCCUCUCCAGGAGGAUCUGAACACAACAGGGUCGUCUUCUGCCGCUGACCCCCCAUCAAAUCCCAUCAUGCCCACAGCCCUGUGCCCGAGAGUCUUGGCUCCGAAGGAAAGCGAGGAGCCCAGGAAAAUGCGGAGCCCUCCUGGAGAGAACCCUAGCCCCCCGGGGGAGCUUCCCAACCCCGAGUCCUCCCGACGCCUCUUCCGCCGUUUCCGCUACCAGGAGGCUGCAGGCCCCAGGGAGGCUCUACACCGCCUCUGGGACCUGUGCCGGGGCUGGCUGCGGCUGGAGAGGCACACCAAGGAGCAGAUCCUGGAGCUGCUGGUGCUGGAGCAGUUCCUGGCCAUCCUGCCGUGGGAAAUCCAGAGCUGGGUGCGUGCCCAGGAGCCUGAGAGCGGCGAGCAGGCUGUGGCCGCGGUGGAGGCACUGGAACGGGAGCCAGGGAGACCCUGGCAGUGGCUCAAGCACUGUGAAGACCCUGUGGUGAUUGAGGAUGGAGAUGGUCCUCCAGACCAAGAGCAGGAGCGGCUGCCAGUGGAACCGCAGAGUGACCUUGCAAAGAGCCAAGACACACAGCCCACAGCCUUGACACAGGGCCUGGGGCUUUUAAGCAGACCACCAGGCCAGCUCAGCGAGGACCAGGGUAUGUGGCCCAUAAAAUAUGAGGGAUGACUUGGGGCAUGGUCUGUGGUGUUUGUUAAGGCUAUGGCUCUUUAUGUUAGCCAUUUUCUCCUGUCCCCUAAGGAACUGUGAACAACUGAUGGUUGUCCUCUUCAUGGCGCUGGGUCCUCCCAGAGGGAGCUCUUCUAUAGAUGGAUGUCUGUGAUGUUGUGCACCUCAUCUCUUGCAUGGUGUGUCUCUGUGGGCUGUUGGUGGAGACAACUGGAGGCUAUCACUAUACAACCAGAGCUUCUGGCCUGACUGAGCAUUGCCAUGUCUUCUGACCCCUCGGAACCACAUUUCCUUGGCCAGGCAACUCCUGUUCUCAGGGUUAUGAUGAUACUGCAAAGAAAUCUUAAACUUCACUUGAGAGUACAGUGGGGCCUGGACACCCUGAAACAGAGCUUGAGUAUCUGAACAAAGUGCACUAUGGCUAUGGGCAGGUAGAUUUGUCCCCAGAUAAGCUUGAUUCUGAAUCUUGUGGGGAUGACUCAGGGUAUGCUACUAAACUCGCCAUUACCUCAGUUUCUUCCUAUCCAGUGCAGAUAGUGGUCAUCCUUUUUGGCUUUUUUGAGGACUGAAUGAGGAACAACUUGUCAGAUGUUGAUCAUGAGGCCUGAGUUGUCCAUACCUUUCAAACAGGAAUUGGUUGUUCUUGUGGUGUCUGGGGGGAUUGGUUCCAGAAGCCCACCAUUCCAAAACCCAGGUUACACUUAUGUUCCUUAUGUUCCUUAUGACAUACUGUUUGCAU